Vanessa atalanta (red admiral) is the source of this 1912-nucleotide messenger RNA. Its product is annotated as cytoplasmic aconitate hydratase-like. Bases 16 to 594 code for a protein of 192 amino acids. Gene Ontology annotation, biological process: citrate metabolic process; tricarboxylic acid cycle. The record is from RefSeq and is a predicted model, not a curated record. Gene Ontology annotation, molecular function: aconitate hydratase activity; 4 iron, 4 sulfur cluster binding. Lineage: Eukaryota; Metazoa; Arthropoda; Insecta; Lepidoptera; Nymphalidae. The transcript is spliced from 4 exons. Gene Ontology annotation, cellular component: mitochondrion; cytosol.
CGUGUGCACGUAUACAUGACGCCCGCAGGCUCACCCCGCGAGUUCAACUCGUACGGCUCGCGGCGCGGCAACGACGCCGUGAUGUCGCGCGGCACGUUCGCCAACAUCCGCCUCGACAACCGCCUGGCGCCGCGCGCCGGCCCGCGCACCGCGCACCAGCCCAGCGGCGACCUCAUGGACAUCUUCGACGCCGCCGACCGAUACGCCAAAGAAAGCGUCCCCCUGAUCGCGAUCGUCGGCAAGGACUACGGCUCCGGCUCCAGCCGCGACUGGGCCGCCAAGGGGCCGUUCCUGUUGGGCAUACGAGCGGUGAUCGCGGAGUCGUUCGAACGCAUACAUCGUUCGAAUCUCGUGGGUAUGGGUAUAAUGCCCCUCCAGUUCCAGCCCGGGGAGAACGCGGACAGCCUCGGCCUGAACGGGACGGAGGUGUACACGAUCGACGUCCCGGCGGACCUGGUUCCGCACCAGGCGCUCACGGUUCAAGUCGACAACGGAAAGUCGUUCCGAGUGAUUGUACGCUUCGACACCGAAGUGGAUCUGACGUACUUCAGAAACGGAGGAAUCUUGAACUACAUGAUCAGGAAGAUGCUUUAAAUGUAAUCGGAUAAUGUAUUCGACUGCGGACCAGUGGCGUAGUUUUAAAUGGCAUGGGUGGCAGCGUUUGGCGUUAUAAGUAUGGUCGGGGCCACCUGGAGACCGGCACGCCCCCCUCCCUAAUUAUCAUUUGUAUUUAACUUUUACCGGGUAGUUAUUUAAUGUUGUUUAACUAUUUUUUUUAUUUGAUUUGCAAGAUUAUAGCAGUUAUAUUAUUAGUUUGUUAAAUAAUGAACAAAACAAACGCGUAUUAAUUAAUUUAUUCUUUUGUUUUUGAAGCCCUAGUUAAAAGUGUAGACUGCGUCUGUUUUAUCUGUGGUAUGACUUAAAAUGCCAAUGGUUGUAGGCAGGAUGUACAACUUAGCUUAUUGUGCAGCCACAAGUGUAAUGGUCGGAUAUCGCUCGGUUCAACGUCGUUGUUUGAUAAAAUAUCAACGAACUACCAACAAAUGUUUCAUCUUAGUGGGCAGCGUUACACAUCCAUUUGUCUCUUUCUCUCUGUAGUACUUCGACAUUAGAAGGAAGGAGACAAAGUCUAUUCACGAGUCACAUACAAACCGACGCGCAAGUGACUCAAAUAUAUCAAAGUAAUUCUUCUGUCAUAACGCAAGACGCAAGAGCGAUUCGAGUUAAGAUUCGCCAUAUUCGAAUCCUUUGAUGUUUAAUUAGAAGCCGACGGAGCUCUGAUAGUUGACAUGUAUGUGCAAAUCGAAGAGUCUCCCGUGAAACUUCACGAUUAUUCAAAAGAUUUUGUUGGGAAUUUCAAACCUGAUGACAGAUCUUGUUUUGAUUUCAUUCCAUUGUAAACUGCGAGUCACUCGUCUACAUUUGGCGCCAAAAUGAUGAAAUCAUAUUCAAACAAAAUUUUAACGUCCAAUAGUAUACGUUAGUUCAGUUAGAAUUGGAGUUUGUCGAUAACAGUUUACUUCAAUUUGUUUACGCUUAUCAUUCUUUUUCUUAUACUCUUUUCCGCUGUCUAAUAUUACGAUUUAGUAAAUUGCAAACAAGACUCCGCUUUUGACUGUUGUGUUAUAAAUAAAGAUAUACAAAUAGAGGCCGUUGGUGGUGCACAGUAUGGCAGAGGUGUUAGUGUGGUUCGUUAGGCCCGCUGUACACGCGGCGAGUCGCCGAGCGAAGUGUUGCCAUUAUGUAGCUGUCUGGGUCCCGACAGGUUGAGCGCGUGGGCUCCGCUGGGGAACAUGAACAGGGUCGACGCGAAGGCUGUGCUGGUUUUGUAACUAUAUAUCGGUGGACCGUUUGUUAUCUUAAUAUAUUUAAUACAUUAUAUUUUGAAUAAAUAUUUAUGGUGGAAAUUGUC